Messenger RNA from Topomyia yanbarensis, 1763 nucleotides. RefSeq names its product katanin p60 ATPase-containing subunit A-like 2. Gene Ontology annotation, molecular function: ATP binding; ATP hydrolysis activity; protein binding. The record is from RefSeq and is a predicted model, not a curated record. The transcript has 4 exons. NCBI's taxonomy places the organism in Eukaryota, Metazoa, Arthropoda, Insecta, Diptera, Culicidae. The coding region runs from base 199 to 1653 and encodes 484 amino acids.
UGUCAUAUAAGCGGUUCCUAUGUCUACGCGCAAAAGCAUGAAUGAUGACCUACCCAAGCAACCGAUUUAUUGCGAGGCGACACGCAAGCAAACAAUCCUUUUCCGUAUUUUUUUCUGCUUGUCUAUUUUUGAGUUCUUUUUCCGCAUUAACUACACUAAUAUCUGAAGUUCUGCAAAAGAUAGUGCGAAAUCUGCGAGAUGUCUUUUGAGCAAGAUAAACGCUCCCUUUACGAACGGCGUCGAAACAUUCUUUACUUGAUGGCUAAUUAUCUAUCCAUUAUGGGCCUAGAACAAUCCCGCCAGACUUUGAUAGAUGAAACGCAUUUGACGGAUGAAUUCCAAGUUUGUGACAACAUUGAUCUGGACACAAUCUACCAGGAAUACUGCAGCUACUAUCAGCUCAAGUUCGGUAAACAACCGCAUGUAGUGAAGAAAAAUGAAACCUACACGAUGCAGCCACCACCUGCACAGCCUCAGCGAAAACCGUCGGGAAACAGAAGACGGGUGCAACCGACGGUGAAACCACUACCUAUGGUACCGUGCCGUGUGGAACCGGAAGCUGAUAGAGAAGUUAGAGAGCUGGGAAGCAAAAUGACCGUGUCACAGCUAGCUAUCCCACGUUUAGCGCAACAAAAUAAUAUUAUCGAACCUACUGCCAAAGCCGUAAAGCCGGUCGAGAAUGGCCACUCCAGUGCCGUAAAAUACAACGUGAGACCACUAAUUAGGUUACAUGAGAAUUACUCAAGCGAAUGGAAAGAUUUCGCGGAUAUUGUUUGCAGAGAUCUUAUGAAAAAGGACCUUCACCACCGUUGGAGCCAGGUCAAGGGUUUGGAUACAGCUAUUAAGCUAUUAAAAGAAAGCGUCGUCACUCCGCUUCAGUAUCCUCAGCUUUUUGUAGGACUCACUAGACCGUGGCGAUGUGUAUUACUGCAUGGUCCACCUGGAACCGGAAAAACCCUACUGGCACGAACUCUCUGUUCGGAGACACAAGAAUCAAUAACGUUUUUCAAUGCCACUUCAGCCACACUCAUAUCCAAGUGGCGCGGGGAGUCCGAGAAACUUAUCCGAGUGCUGUACGACGUGGCACGUUUCUAUGCCCCCUCUAUUAUUUUUAUCGACGAAUUCGACGGUCUAGCAUCCAGGAGGGAUUCUGCCGGAGAGCAUGAAGCUUCCAAGAGAUUUAAAAAUGAGUUUCUAACACUAGUGGACGGGCUCGACAGUGGAGCGGAUGACGAAAGGGUAUUCCUAUUGGCCAGCACCAACUUGCCGUGGGAAAUUGAUCCGGCCUUUCUUAGGCGAUUCGAGAAGAAGAUACUGGUCGACGUCCCGUGUGCUGAAGGAAGAAAAGCAAUCAUCAACGACUUGUUACCAGUUUCGAACGAGUGGAACGCGGAGCAACUCGAUGAACUGGUCGAGAUGACGGAUAAUUUUACUGGUGAUGAAAUUAGAAUCGCAUGCAAAGAAGCAUCUAUGAUGCUGAUCAGAAAUAAAAUUGAAGACAGUGCUGGUUCAUCACCAGCAUGCUCAUCCGCCGACCCCGAUACAGUACAAUUUGAUCAGCUGAAAACGGCCCUCGAACAAAUCAAACCAGCUUCAUACGAUUUGAUCCAUAAGCACCGUGAGUGGAACCGCAAAUACGGAAACCAUUCCUAAGGGCAACACAUUUCCCAUGCAACCAAAAUAAAUUAUUUCAUGUCUAGUUUUCUUUAUUUAACUUUUGAAACAUAGGGCGAUUUAUUCAAAAAAGGCUCAAUUCAAAUUCA